Molecule: messenger RNA, 4791 nt
Organism: Amoebophrya sp. A120
Lineage: Eukaryota; Dinophyceae; Syndiniales; Amoebophryaceae
Source: the annotation of a GenBank genome assembly
UAAUGAAUUUCCUCGACGUAUACCUGUCAAAAAUAAUUAUAAGUCUUUCAUCUUUAAGAACUUUUCUACACUCAAUCCUUUUACACUGGAAAAUGAAAAUGCGUAAGAACAAGCUGCAAGAGCUACGACGAAAACAACAACUCCGAGAAGUACCAUUUUAAAAGCAGUUUAUUUCUGAGGUUGCAGCACUUGCACUACACAAGAACGACCACCAGUACCAGUUUCGUCUUUACGUUACGAGUAUCCAGCAGUGAUCGAACGAAGAAGCAAGCAGGAUGGUGAACUGGACGAGCUGGCUGCCUUCCCUGCCGAACCCGAGCGAGUACAUUAGCAGCACGAGCGACAGCGAGGAUCUGGACGGGCGGUGGCAGGCUCAAGAACAGCACCAGCACCUCCCAGAAGAGGAUCUCCCUGGCGAGCUGGAUUUCUAUUCGACAAACCCAAUCGUCGAUACAAACUUCUUGGUGCAGAACCAUCAUCCAUCAAAUGGUCCUCCUCCUCGCGGGGCGGGACAAGGACAACCACUGCAUCAUCAGCUUCAUCAAGGUCACCAAACUACCACGACCCAGCACGUCGUUCACCACGUGGUGUACCACCACCACCAUUCGUCCGGUCCAGGAACAAGCAGCGGUGGAUUAUCAUCUUCGCAUGCGGUUGCUGGGCCCCCGCACGCGCCCCUCACCAUGCGGGAGGCGAUUCAGCAACAGCGGUUGCAGCGCCACCAGGAGGGGAGUGCCAUGAUGAGGAUGAUGAAUCACAGUGAUCACGACAAUCUUCACGGAGAAGUAGAUGCUGAAGUAGAUCACGGAACAUCAGCGUCGGUUACCUCGAGUGCGUUGUUGACAAGUAAAAACAAUUUCGAAGAUCAUGCGUCCGAUUACCUUCCCUCGGAGAGCGGCAACAUUGAUCCCUCGGAGGCCGGAGAGGAGGACCACGGGAGCAGCGUUGUCAACGAAAGCAACUUUGGUGAUGAGGAAUCCGCGUCGCACCAACCCUUUCAGGGCGUCACGGUCCAGAAUGACCACACCCACUCCGACUACUCCGGCGAACCCACGACGUCAAAUUCUGAAGAGCAACUGACCUCGUCGCAGUCGGAGGAAUAUGCAAGAAAAAAACUGUGUAAGUGUAACUCUGUAAUGCAGAACAUGCAACAGAGUUACACCUGUCAUGCCAGACAACCAUGACCCCCUCUUUUAAUGUGUGUUUUCCCUUACAAGCCGCGCAUGACAGGUUUUCUCUGUCAUGUAGAGCAAAUUUGUGAUGCUGUUGCUGUCAACCAAAGAAGGUUACACUAACACAGUUUUUUUCUUGGAUAAGGAGCAGGAGGAAAGCAGUACGACCUCGGACGAGCAGGCGGAGCUGCUCGGUCAGCAGCAGAUGAUGACCGGCGGAGCACUAUCCUGAGUAAAAACGUACCCACACCAGAGUCAGGAUGAGGAUUUUGCAACACAAACCUAGGAGUUUUGUGAGUCACGCAUGACAAGUUGCACUAUGCAGUGUAGGGCAGGUUAGCAAGUGCAGCCGCAUCACAGAUUCACCUGCUCAUCCUGUUCACAGCAUCACAAAUUCCAAAACGCGAUUGGAAAUGGCUCUCAUGGGGGUGCGCGUUAAAAGUCUUUCUGUCUUUGCAAAUCUGCAUUACAACUCUGGCGUGGGUACGUUUUUACUCAGGAUAUGCACCAGGUGUCGUGGCAAUCAAGAUGCAGAAGAUGGGCCAAUCCCUGUUGCAGACCUUCCAAAAGAACAAAUCGAGAAGCAAAAACAUGCGAAACGAGGGGGAAGCACUCAUUCCUGCUAUUCCGACGAAGCACCUGAGAGAACCGCAAGAACCAGCGCAAGCGAAGAGUAAGAAGAAGAAAAGCAGAAGCUCCAGCACCGUGGUAUCUACAACCCAGGAAAUAGUACACAAGUCGGACGAUAAUUUGCGGCACUCGGGUCUCCUCGAGUACGUUGGCAGCCAGCUGGAAAAAGGUGCGACCGCGACGAAGAAGAACAAAAAGCAAGAGAAUAAAACCGCAGGAACAUCAAUUGGGAGCGGUCGCGCUUCUUCCAGUACUGCAGGAGACGGCUUGAAGUCCGGCGCCGGGACCACAAGUGCGACGACUUCCAAUAAGCGCCCGUCCGCGCGGGCGGCGAAAGAGGAGACGGGCUCGUUUUUAGACGAUGUCUUAGCCUUCACCGGGUUUCGAGUGGAGGCGGUUGAUACAAACAAGGACCACCCGGAGUGGGGGUUCGGGAUCAAUCGCGGAGAAACCGAUAACAAGGUACACUUAUAUAAAAAUGGCGGAAAUUAUCGAAACGCUGUUCAUGCAUGAAUAAAAUUUCAUUUUCACAUUCAUUAUGUUCGUGUCUCGUUUGUCAUUCACGUUGUCUGUCUCUGUCAUUCUGAUUUGCGUCUUGUUCUGUGCGCGCCAACGAAAAAGACAUGACUGCUCCACUGGUAGACUGAGACACACCAGCGCGACAAUCAAUCUAAACCACUAAUCUCACAACAGCGCCUGUCGCAGAUGCCGAACAAGAUGUCGCCCAAAAAGAAAAAGAAGGCGAAAGCCAAGGCCGAGGUGGAUCGCGGCGCUUAUAGCUACCGGUCCUCGAGAGCUUCCAGCCAGCCGCUAAGUGAGAUGAAGAAGAGCGACCUAGCAAUGCCACUCCAGCAGAACGAUGGAAGCGGAGAGGGAAUGAACCAAACGGAAAGUAGCCAUUUUGCCGACCAACAGAAUGAACAAUCUGAAGAUGAUGUUCCUUUCGCUCCCUUUCAGCCUUCGCAAAGCUCCAUGCUGAGAGACCAUUCCUCGUCGCAGCAGAGCCACGGGUCCAUGCACGAAGGAACAAGUACGGCGUUUGGCUUUGGAGCUGCUCCGCAGCCGAAAGUAGCCACAAGUACAACUGCGGGCGCCUUCGGUGCAGCUCUUGUCAACAGCAACGCUGGCGGUGGUUCUGGUGCUCCAUCCCCCAAGCGAUCUUUCUUCACGGGUCGAUCCGGUCCUGGCGGGUUCCAGACGGGUAACUUGACGAACAAUAGCGCCACCGUCGGGAAGAUUGAUACAGGAGCCACUACGAACAUGAUGUCAGUGGAAGAUACCCCGUUUGUUCUCCCAGCACAGUAUACAAACCCCUCCCAGACACCAAAUAGUACUCCGGCGACUAGGAGUAACAAGAAUCCGGUACUAAGUAGCUCGAAUGUCGUGCGUGGUGGCCUGACCAACAAGAUGUUCGCUCACAACAACUACGCGGGGAUGGACCAAGUUAUUCCCGGCGCUGGUACAACCCACGCAAGCGAUCGCUCAGGCAUCAAUAGUGUCGCUGGGAAACAUCAAAAGGCACCGAAUCUUCAAAAGCACAUUAGUACACAGCAGCAGCAGCAGCCGUCUUCUUUCGCGGAAAUUUUGUUGCAGGAUGUCUACGGAGUGCCAGAGCUGCAGGAUCUCCACGACGACGAGACCGAUACAACCGUACUGGGGAACAAAAACACCAUCACCAUGCACCAAAACUUCAGGAAGACCCGGUAUAAACCCGGCUCUUUGAACUACCGGAUUUUUGGCCAGGCGAAACUGAAGCGCACGGGGUUUUGCCUGCUCGUGGUCAUGUUCUUCAUUUACGUGAUUCCAGUGGUCUUUUUGCUCUUUAUUCGCUUUUUUGGCCCGGAAGCAUUGCGCGUACGGGUUUCGGCCGACUGAGAAGUGGCACAACUGCUCGAGUGGUGCUCAAAUUCCAAAAUAACCUACAGGAGCACUACUUCUGAUCCUACUUUCGAACUUCGAUUUUUCGCGUUCUUUUUUUUUGGGCCUCCCACCCACAGCAGCCGGAAGCGUUUUUUUUUUGAAAAGCGGUCCUUCUGUCCCCGCAUUUUUCGUACCUCAGAGCUGUCUUUUACGCUUCAAGCAUAAACUGUUUUCCGAUAUAUUGAAGAUUUUUACGCAUAAUUGACAUCUGACAUGAAGAAGGUUUGAGUGUAGAUUAGUUUUUUGUACUACCAAGAAUAAAGCCGUUUUAUAUUUGAAGAAAAUUCAAGAACCCAAUAGUCCCUGCUCCCAAAUUAUAUCCGAAAAAUUAGCCCCGACGAGGAAAAGUAAAACCCCCCCGCACGUUGGUGUUGAUUCUAGGAUACAGAUGUAAAAAGUGUCACUGAUUUUUUGCGAGUAGCUGACGAAAAUGAACAGCACCCUCACGCUUGCAAGUACUUGUGCCGCCGCACAAGCUCAAGCACGGUAGUAGAUCAAUAGCCGCAGGGUGGUCCCAAAUUACUUAUUGCAUCGCACCGAACCCGAAGUGGUCGCGCGCGCGGGAACAAGAAAAACCACACGAAAAAAGCUAACUCGCAACUAAUCGGCAACCUUCAACAAGUAACAUGCACAGAAACAGGUAGACUGUGCAGUGCUUUUGGCAACUGUGCUUGUGCAUUGAAGAGCAAAACGCGCAGGUACAUUGUCGACUGAAGUAACUGCUUUCGCACGACAAACUUCUUUCAACUCUACUUUGUGCCUGCGCUGGAACAACAAUUAUUCGAUGCCAGUAUGCCUACAAAUACGGACGAUUUUUGUUUAUUUUUUGCACGUCGGUGCUUGUACUUUAGCUUUACCUUUUUAUUUUUUUUCGAUUUCGAUUUUCCCCCCCCCCUCACGUGUUUUUUUAACUUUGUUGUUCGACUUUCUCUUUCGCUUCUUCUUGGACUCUUCUAGCCCGGAUAUAUUUAUUGUUCAUGCCUUGCUCGUUUAUUUCUAUUUGACAAACUACAGAAAACGAAGCACUCGCUGUUUCUCUUUGAUCUCUGACAGCUGCACCACAUCGAAU